Messenger RNA from Lolium rigidum, 1717 nucleotides. RefSeq names its product tubulin beta chain. The record is from RefSeq and is a predicted model, not a curated record. The transcript has 4 exons. The coding region runs from base 69 to 1415 and encodes 448 amino acids. Gene Ontology annotation, biological process: microtubule cytoskeleton organization; mitotic cell cycle. Lineage: Eukaryota; Viridiplantae; Streptophyta; Magnoliopsida; Poales; Poaceae. Gene Ontology annotation, cellular component: cytoplasm; microtubule. Gene Ontology annotation, molecular function: GTPase activity; structural constituent of cytoskeleton; GTP binding.
CCGCCCGCCCGCUCCCUCUCUCGCCGCCGGCUCCUUCGCUCCUGCGUCGUCUCCUAUCUCGGGCGAAGAUGAGGGAAAUCCUGCACAUCCAGGGCGGGCAGUGUGGCAACCAGAUCGGUGCCAAGUUCUGGGAGGUGGUGUGCGACGAGCACGGCAUUGACCCGACCGGCCGCUACGUCGGCACUUCCGACCUGCAGUUGGAGCGUGUCAAUGUCUACUACAACGAGGCCUCGUGCGGGCGUUUUGUGCCCCGUGCCGUUCUCAUGGACCUUGAGCCUGGCACCAUGGACAGUGUCCGCACUGGACCAUAUGGGCAGAUCUUCCGCCCUGACAACUUCGUCUUUGGGCAGUCUGGUGCCGGUAACAACUGGGCCAAGGGACACUACACCGAGGGUGCCGAGCUUAUUGAUUCUGUUUUGGAUGUAGUGAGGAAGGAGGCUGAGAACUGUGACUGCCUGCAAGGAUUCCAAGUAUGCCACUCUCUUGGUGGCGGUACUGGAUCUGGUAUGGGUACACUGUUGAUAUCAAAGAUCAGGGAGGAGUAUCCUGACCGCAUGAUGCUCACUUUCUCGGUGUUCCCCUCACCAAAAGUAUCUGAUACUGUGGUUGAGCCAUACAAUGCCACUCUCUCAGUCCACCAGUUGGUUGAGAAUGCUGAUGAGUGCAUGGUUCUUGACAACGAGGCUCUCUAUGACAUCUGCUUCAGGACUCUCAAGCUGACAACGCCCAGCUUUGGGGAUUUGAACCAUCUCAUCUCUGCUACCAUGAGUGGAGUCACAUGCUGCCUAAGGUUCCCUGGUCAGCUGAACUCCGACCUCCGGAAGCUCGCUGUGAACCUUAUCCCCUUCCCUCGUCUCCACUUCUUCAUGGUGGGCUUCGCUCCACUGACAUCCCGUGGAUCUCAGCAGUACCGUGCCCUCACGGUCCCUGAGCUCACACAGCAAAUGUGGGACUCCAAGAACAUGAUGUGCGCUGCUGAUCCUCGUCAUGGCCGUUACCUCACCGCCUCUGCCAUGUUCCGUGGAAAGAUGAGCACAAAGGAAGUUGAUGAGCAGAUGAUCAAUGUUCAGAACAAGAACUCAUCCUACUUUGUGGAGUGGAUCCCCAACAAUGUGAAGUCCAGCGUCUGUGACAUCCCACCAACAGGCCUCUCCAUGGCAUCAACCUUCAUUGGCAACUCAACCUCCAUCCAGGAGAUGUUCCGGAGGGUGAGCGAGCAGUUCACUGCCAUGUUCAGGAGGAAGGCUUUCUUGCAUUGGUACACUGGCGAAGGCAUGGACGAGAUGGAGUUCACCGAGGCUGAGAGCAACAUGAACGACCUUGUCUCUGAGUACCAGCAGUAUCAGGAUGCCACCGCCGACGAGGAGGGUGAGUACGAGGAUGAAGAUGAUCUGCAGGCUGAGGACGACAUGUAAGGAGAUCUGUGUGGCUUUGCUGGGUGUUGAUCUAGGGCAGAGUUUGAUCUGUUUGGCGCUUCGUUCCUUCUAUUUUAUCACCGCAAUACCACUAGUAUCCUGCUGCUGUUCCUCCCCUGCUCCCGCUCUGUAUUUCUAUGUUUCGGAACCUUUCAGGUAUUGUAUUGCUUGAUGCUGUUCGGUAUGUUCUGCAUUGAGGUUUCUGGACCUCUGGUGGUGAAUUGAAAGCCUUUCUGCAUUGAUCUUUCUGUGCAAAUGGUUCGUUAAACUGUAUGCAAAAACAAGUCAUGGGUUCUAUCGUA